UUCCCCUUUUGUUUUCUGUCUCUGUUUCUGUUUUUCUCCUCCUCUCUCUCUCAGUUUCAGUUUCAGUCUCAAUCUACUGCUGCUGCGGCUUUAGCGUCUUCUCAACCAACUCUCUCUCACUCGAUAGAUACAAGUAAGGAAAGGCGAGGGAGGAGCAAUGGAAGAAAGCUGUGGAGCAAAUGGAUUUAUCAGGAACAGGCGGUUCGGAAGCUACUUGGACGCUCCGACGAUGCUGAAAACGUCGCCGAUCACGGCACACAAUCAGAAAACAGAGGAAGAGGAGGAGGAGGCAUGGCUGUCGGUACUGAUUUCGUGGGUGAGAAUCGUGGUGUGCUUUGUGUCAAUGAUGGUGACGACGUUUGUGUGGGCAAUAAUCAUGCUGCUGCUGCUGCCAUGGCCGUACCAGAGAAUCCGCCAGGGCAACAUCUACGGCCACGUCACGGGCAGAAUGCUGAUGUGGAUUUUAGGGAAUCCCAUUCGGAUCGAAGGCGCCGAAUACUCCAAAAACAGAGCCAUUUACAUAAGCAACCACGCGUCUCCCAUCGAUAUCUUCCUCAUAAUGUGGCUGACGCCGCCGGGAACUGUUGGCAUUGCGAAGAAAGAGAUCAUAUUUUAUCCACUCUUUGGGCAAUUGUAUGUAUUAGCCAACCAUCUUCGAAUCGAUCGGUCCAAUCCAACUGCAGCCAUCGAGUCUAUGAAAGCGGUUGCCGGUGCAGUUGUCGAGAACAAUCUGUCGCUGAUCCUGUUUCCUGAAGGCACGCGCUCGAAGGAUGGUCGAUUACUACCUUUUAAGAAAGGCUUCGUGCACUUGGCAUUGCAAACACAUUUGCCUAUAGUUCCGAUCGUUCUGAGGGGAACCCACCGGGCCUGGAGAAAGGGCAGCUUGCACGUGAGGCCAACGCCUAUAACCGUGAAGUAUCUCCCCCCGAUUAGCACUGAUGAUUGGACUGCCGAGAAAGUCGAGGACUAUGUAAAACUUGUACAUGGUGUGUAUUUGAAGCAUCUGCCUGAAUCUCAGAGACCUACGUCGGCGGCAUUGUCGUGAAGAAGAAGCAUGACUAUGACUUGGUAGGGAUGGGUUUAAGGUAGCUUGGCUGCUUCAACCAUGUGCAAUUUCUUGUACCAUUUGAGGAGAUGAAGUAGAAGUUACUUAUUUAUGGUGUGAUCAUUGUUACAUAAGUCCACUGCAAAAAAUGCGUAUCCUACAAUUCUUUUUUUAAAAUAAGCCGAAUGCGUAUCAAAUCUCCGACUUCUCCAAAUUUACAGGAAGGCAUGUUGAUAUGCUUUGAGUCUUAAAGUGUCCCUUGUCUGAUGUCCGGGGGCGCGGAGUGGCUCCAGGCCGACGGUAUGCAAUAUUGGACUUUAAAGUUAGUAUUGGGCUGAGCCCAUCUGAUGUAUUCUCUUGAUUUAGGUAAAGAGACUUAGGGAUACGAAAUUUGUAAUAUAUAAUUGUGAAUAAAAUCUGCUUUAGCCA
Messenger RNA from Andrographis paniculata, 1474 nucleotides. RefSeq names its product 1-acyl-sn-glycerol-3-phosphate acyltransferase-like. The record is from RefSeq and is a predicted model, not a curated record. Gene Ontology annotation, cellular component: membrane; endoplasmic reticulum. Gene Ontology annotation, molecular function: 1-acylglycerol-3-phosphate O-acyltransferase activity. Gene Ontology annotation, biological process: phosphatidic acid biosynthetic process. The coding region runs from base 158 to 1045 and encodes 295 amino acids. The transcript is spliced from 6 exons. Lineage: Eukaryota; Viridiplantae; Streptophyta; Magnoliopsida; Lamiales; Acanthaceae.